This is a messenger RNA of Strigops habroptila (Kakapo), 2074 nucleotides long. RefSeq names its product TARBP2 subunit of RISC loading complex (gene TARBP2). Gene Ontology annotation, molecular function: pre-miRNA binding; double-stranded RNA binding; siRNA binding. Bases 856 to 1944 code for a protein of 362 amino acids. Gene Ontology annotation, cellular component: RISC-loading complex. Gene Ontology annotation, biological process: regulation of viral transcription; regulation of miRNA processing; regulation of siRNA processing. The record is from RefSeq and is a predicted model, not a curated record. The transcript has 8 exons. NCBI's taxonomy places the organism in Eukaryota, Metazoa, Chordata, Aves, Psittaciformes, Psittacidae.
CCUGACACCGGGGUACCCCCCCCACCGGGAUACCCUGGGACACACCGGGAUACAUUGGGAUACACUGGGACACACCCCCCCGCGACACCGGGAUACGCUCCACGCACGGGACCCACCAGGAUAACCCCCGACACCGGGAUACCCCCCGCGGGACUCCGGGACACACCGGGGUAACCCCCAGGAUACACCCCCCGGGACACACCCCACACCGGGACACCGGGAUACAGCCCUGGCACACCCGAGACCCCCCCCGAGAACGGGAUACCCCCCCGGGGUACCCUGAACACCGGGAUACCCUCCUGUGUCCCUGUGCUGCCUGGCACUGCCACCCUGUCCCCAUGUCCCCUGUUUGGUGCUGCCACCCUGUCCCCAUGUCCCCUGUAUGGCACUGCCACCCUCUCCCCAUGUCCUGGUGCUGUUGGUGCUGCCACCCUGUCCCCAUGUCCCCCUGUUUGGUGCUGCUACCCUGUCCCCAUGCUGUUAGUGCUGCCACCCUGUCCCCAUGUCCCCCUGUAUGAUGAUGCCACCCUGUCCCCAUGUCCCCAUGCUGUUGGUGCUGCCACCCUGUCCCCAUUCCCCCUGUAUGGCACUGCCACCUUGUCUCCGUGUCCCUGUGCUGUGUCCCUGUGUUCCCCUGUUUGGUGCUGCCACCCUGUCCCCAUGCUGUUGGUGCUGCCACCCCAUCCCCAUGUCCCCCUAUAUAGUGCUGCCACCCCAUCCCCAUGUCCUGGUGCUGUUGGUGCUGCCACCCUGUCCCCAUUCCCCCUGUAUGGCACUGCCACUCUCUCCCCAUGUCCCGGUGCUGUUGGUGCUGCCACCCUGUCCCUGUGCUGUUAGUGCUGCCACCCUGUCCCCAUGUCCCCCUGUAUGUUGAUGCCACCGCGUCCCCGUGCCCCGGCGCUGCUGGUGACGCGGGGCUGGCGCAGCCCUGUCCCCAGCCUGGAGCAGAUGCUGGCCGCCAACCCCGGGAAGACGCCCAUCAGCCUGCUGCAGGAGUAUGGCACUCGCAUAGGGAAGACCCCGGGCUACGACCUGCUGAAGGCCGAGGGCCAGGCCCACCAGCCCAACUUCACCUUCCGCGUCACCGUCGGGGACAUCAGCUGCACCGGGCAGGGACCCAGCAAGAAGGCGGCGAAGCACAAAGCGGCCGAGGUGGCCCUGAAGCUGCUCAAAGGGGGGGACAUGCUGGAGGCCGCCACCCCCGAGGAGCCCAGCAUCCCAAGGGAUUUGGGGGUGUUUGGGGGGUUCAGUUGCUCUGCGCCCAUCUCCCCGCCCAGGGGCACCCCCCUGGAGAUGAAGAGCCCUGUGGCCCCCCCCCAGGCCGAGUGUAACCCCGUGGGGGCCCUGCAGGAGCUGGUGGUGCAGAAGGGCUGGCGCCUGCCCGAGUACACGGUGACGCAGGAGUCGGGGCCGGCGCAUCGCAAGGAGUUCACCAUGACCUGCCGCGUGGAGCGCUUCGUGGAGAUCGGCAGUGGCACCUCCAAGAAGCUGGCGAAGCGCAACGCGGCCGCCAAGAUGCUGGUUCGGAUCCACAACGUGCCCAUGGAGCAGCGGGAGGGCAGCGAGGCCGAGGUGGAGGAGGAUCAGUUCUCCAUGGGGUGCCCCCGGCUGGAGGGGCUGCGGGGCCGGGCCCCCGGCUGCACCUGGGACUCGCUGCGCAACUCGGUGGGUGAGAAGAUGCUUCAGCUGCGGAGCCACCCGCUGGCACCCAUGGGUGCGGGCGCCUGCGCCCUGCUGCAGGAGCUCUCCGAGGAGCAGAGCUUCGCCAUCAGCUACCUCGACAUCGACGCGCUGAGCCUCAGUGGGCUGCACCAGUGCCUGGUGGAGCUCUCGACCCAACCGGCCACCGUGUGCCAUGGGGCAGCCCCAUCGCGCGCCGGCGCCCGCGCCCAGGCUGCCCGCAACGCGCUGCAGUACCUGCGCGUCAUGGCCGGGGGCAAGUGACCCCCAGGGGCACCGCCGGGACCCACGGACAGACCCACGGACAGACCCACGGACCCAUGGACAGACCCACAGCCAGACCCACAGACACAUGGACAGACCCACAGACACAUGGACAGACCCACGGACACAU